Molecule: messenger RNA, 465 nt
Organism: Oppiella nova
Lineage: Eukaryota; Metazoa; Arthropoda; Arachnida; Sarcoptiformes; Oppiidae
Source: the annotation of a GenBank genome assembly
AUGUCUGAAUUCAGGGAACUGGGCAAAGACGAUAAAAUAGAACUUUUGAUGGCCGGCUUUCCUAAGAUUUUAAGCCUUUUAUCAGUUCUUAAUUUUAAUUUUGAGGGCAGAUUCUGGACCGUACCCUUUGACAAUGAAAACGCGGCACAACUUUCUAUAGAUGUAAUCAAGAAUCACGAAAUACAUUAUAAAUUCCUGCAAAAUGUUCAACACGAAUGCAAAUCCGAUAUGAUCAUGCUUGAUUUGUUAUCCGCUGUUUUACUAUUCAAUCCAAACGGUUCAAUUCUGAUCCAUAAGCAUUUUAUUGCACUGCAACAGAAGACUUACAUGUAUUUACUUCAACGCUAUUUAGAGAUUAAACACAACUCUAAGAGUGAAUCCGAGACCCGAUUCUUGCGAUUAAUGAAUUGUGUGAAUGAGUUGUAUGAGUGUCGUAGUCGAUAUUUGGUGUUUGAAUUUCUAUAA